AUUGAUGGUUGCAUCGUAAUCAUCGAAACCAAACUUGUCAAAAAAUCUAGAAACAAAAAAAAACAUUGUCUUUCUAAUAAUUCCCUCCUUUAGUCCUUUGUAUUCUCCAUCAUCCACUCUCAUUUCCUUACCCUCUUUUCUCAGAUUCCUCACACACCCUCUUCGAUUUCAUCGCCAACAACCCACAUAACAAUUUUCAUUCUUUCUUAUAAAUCACACUACCCUUUGAGCUUUGAAGAAAGAAAGUUUGGUUUUUUAUUAGUGGGGUUGGUUCCAUAAAAAUGGCAUCUUUAUCGGUUCCAUGCCCCAAAUGUCCUUCUUUUUCUUCUUUGGGAUUGAAAUCCAACAAGAUCUUGUUUCAAAGUGGGUUGAGUUUGAAAACUUCUCAAUCAUUUGGAUCUUUGUUUGCUGAGUCAGCAUCAUUUGGAAUUCAGUGUGUUAGCAAGAAACAGCUUCCUAUCAAGAUUCAAGCACAGCUUAGCGAGGCUGCUAUUGUCGAAAAUUCGAAUUCUGCACCUAAUGUUUCUUCGAAAGAGAAAGAAAACCAAAAUGGGAGUGUCUCUGGCGGCACACCGUCACUGUCGGAUACAUCUUCAGUUUCUGAGUUCAUGAAUCAAGUUGCUGACCUUGUAAAACUUGUGGAUUCGAGAGAUAUUGUGGAGUUGCAACUAAAGCAAUCAGAUUGUGAGCUCAUGAUAAGAAAAAAAGAAGCUUUGCAGCCUCCACCAGCCACAGCUAUGCCGCAACCACCGCAACCAUUGUACUAUCCCACGCUUCCUUCACCACCACCCCCACCCCCACCAACCGCAGCUGCUUCUGCUCCUGCAGUCUCUUCCCCUUCGAAACCAACACUUGCCUUGCCUUCCCCCAACAAAAGUGCAUCGUCUCACCCGCCGCUCAAAUGUCCAAUGGCAGGAACCUUUUACAGGUCCCCAGCACCUGGUGAACCUCCAUUCGUCAAGGUGGGAGAUAAAGUACAGAAAGGCCAAGUUGUUUGCAUUAUUGAGGCUAUGAAACUGAUGAAUGAAAUUGAGGCUGAUAAAUCUGGAACAGUAACCGAGAUACUUGUUGAGGAUGCAAAACCAGUCAGUGUAGGCUUGCCUCUUUUCGUAAUAGCUCCAUGAGUACCAGAGGAGACGUUAUUUCAAAGCCGAUCAACGCAAAACUACCUUGUCGGAUAGCAUGGUAUUUGAUGAUUUAGAUUUUGUGAUUCAGAAGUUUAUUGAGUGAUAUUAAUUUUCUACUAUGAAGAAAAGAAAUCCUUGACCUCUUAAUUUACCUAUAAAGAUAUUUUAGACACAAAAACCUAGCAUAUAAGAAUGGAUGUUGGACUUUGUAAUUCUAAGAAGUUUUGAUAUUUGUACUAAUAAUUAAUGUCUUCUGCAUUUAGUUUUUAAA
Vicia villosa (hairy vetch) is the source of this 1398-nucleotide messenger RNA. RefSeq names its product biotin carboxyl carrier protein of acetyl-CoA carboxylase, chloroplastic-like. The coding region runs from base 282 to 1124 and encodes 280 amino acids. The transcript is spliced from 7 exons. NCBI's taxonomy places the organism in Eukaryota, Viridiplantae, Streptophyta, Magnoliopsida, Fabales, Fabaceae. Gene Ontology annotation, molecular function: acetyl-CoA carboxylase activity. Gene Ontology annotation, cellular component: acetyl-CoA carboxylase complex. The record is from RefSeq and is a predicted model, not a curated record. Gene Ontology annotation, biological process: fatty acid biosynthetic process.